Messenger RNA from Dreissena polymorpha, 1335 nucleotides. RefSeq lists its product as uncharacterized. The record is from RefSeq and is a predicted model, not a curated record. NCBI's taxonomy places the organism in Eukaryota, Metazoa, Mollusca, Bivalvia, Myida, Dreissenidae. Bases 1 to 1335 code for a protein of 444 amino acids. The transcript is spliced from 3 exons.
AUGGCCAUCAGGUACCUCAAAAACCACGCUUUACGCGCGCUGAACCGUCACGUGGCCACAUAUAGCGAAAACGAGGCGCGAUACGUCAUCGUGGUUCCCGCGUUCGCGACAGACCGGGCAAAGUGGUUUGUUCGACAAGCGAUGAUGCAGGCUGGCAUUGAGGCCAACAGGAUAGCCCUUGCCUACGAAGGUGAAAUGGCGUCCCUGUGGGCUCAGCGCAUGCUUGGAUCCGUAUCCAAGAAAGGGACGAAGUAUAUGGUUGUCAACAUAGGUGGAGACGUUGUGGACAUUGUCGCCCAUCAGUCAGUAGACAACGGUCACGUGGAAUCAUUGGGCGCGCCUAGCGGUGGCUUGUGGGGAGGAGAGAAUGCAGUCACGUGUUUCCAGUCGUUUUUCUCACUUCUUUUCGGGCUGUCUGUAGUGGAGACCUACGCGUCGACUCAAUUGGCCAACUGGCUCUCUUUUGUGCAUAAGGCGAUGACGGAUAUAGAAAACAUGGAAGCUGGUGAAGCUACUCGGACAUUCACAAUCCCUAAAAAAAUAGUUGACAUGGCUUGCAAAAGUAAAGGCAUGUCAGACUCAUCAGAACUUGAAAAAGAGAUUUCAACUCCCAUUUGUGGCGGUCAUUUUGAACUCCAUGGCAACAGCUUAAAGGUGAUGGCUGCCGCCAUUGCAGGAAUGUAUCAGUUCACGGUCUUUCAUGUCAAAAACGCGGUGGAUACCCUCCUUACACACGUGGGAGCUUUCGAUUACGUGAUUGUUGUCGGAGGCAUGAGCAAGUGUCCGAUUUUCCGGAAGCAACUACAGGACCGGCUGGCCAAAGUGUCAUUUCCGGAAGACGGCGACGUGUUCACUGUUCAAGGAGCAGUUUUGUUCGGUAACGACGAAUCGCUUGUGAGAUCGCGAUACGUGUCAGUUACAUAUGGACUCCACAUGACGGUCCCUUACGACGAAUCAAAACACAAGGAAGGCAACACAGUCGAUAUAAAUGGCAUUAAAAUGUGCACCGAUAGUUUUCAUCCGAUUAUCAGAGCUGGAAGUAAAUUGAAGUACGAUGAAUCGAUUCACGAAAAUGACAUACCGCUGUCUGCAGACGACAAAGUACAGGAAGUCAAAAUAGUCUCGUGUGGUCUGGUUCCCAAUCUUCCUACUCUAGCGACUCACUUUUCUGUUAACCGGGAAGCAGUUAUAAAGUUUCCUCUUCCGUUUGGAUGCCAGGUGGAGAACAAAGCGUUCGAAAGGGUCGCACAAGUUGGGGGUACCGAACUCUCGUUUAAGUUCACGUUCAAAAAGGGACCACGAGAAACAUUUGUACGGUAUUUGGAAUAUGAGUGA